Molecule: messenger RNA, 4343 nt
Organism: Anopheles coluzzii
Lineage: Eukaryota; Metazoa; Arthropoda; Insecta; Diptera; Culicidae
Gene: Traf4
Product: TNF receptor-associated factor 4
Exons: 3
Coding region: 1796-3022 (408 amino acids)
Biological process (GO): regulation of canonical NF-kappaB signal transduction; positive regulation of JNK cascade; protein K63-linked ubiquitination
Cellular component (GO): plasma membrane signaling receptor complex
Molecular function (GO): protein binding; zinc ion binding
Source: RefSeq, a predicted model, not a curated record
ACCAUCUCCGUUCGAUAGUUACCUCGUUUUGUCUUUCUUUGCCUCUCUACCUGCAUAUCUGUACUAAAUCGAAAGGAAGGAUUUAAAUAAUGAUCGCAUGAGAUCCACCCCAAAUCAGAUCAUAAACCGCAUGCUGAAUCAAAAUGCGUGCACGGGCCGGCCUCUCUAAGGAGCGAUUAAAGUAUAACAAGGUCAACGUGUUGCGUCCAGCACCAUGUGUGUGCGCGUUUAUCUAUCUUGCCGUCUUACCGUGCCACAGACGGGGUAACUAUUUUCUCACACGGACGGACAUCGACACAAUUGCUCCGCGUGGCCCGUAUCUAUCAUCGCUCUGCGUGGCGCUCGAGAGUCGCUGGAAUGUUAUUAGUUUGUUAGCACACUUGGUACACAGCGGGUCUGCCGUGCAAACCAAGCAUUUGGGCUCAAUCCCCAAUAACAACAACAGUGACACUAUCUGAUACGACCAACUCAAGCAGUUCGCUCUCUAUGGCGCGUUGUAAGCGUUUGGCCUUAUCGGGGUCACUUUACUAAACGCCUGCACAAACAGUACCCCGGGGAAGUAGGGAAGUGAUUUCUCCCGUGUGAUGAUGUCUUGCUCAUAGAUGGUUGCGUACAGUAGUAGGGGAAGGGGGUUGUCAGAUGAUAAGGAUUGGGCCAAAAUUUGCCAAACUGUGGACAAUACAGAUGGUACGCUUAAUUGGGUGCUAUCUCACUUUCUCGUUCUCUCUGUAAAAGCGCUUGGAAGCUACCUAUAUCUACAGCAGCAACAAUAUUGUGUCGUCUCCAAUGUCCAAUGAUUCAGUAAACAAAUUUGUGAUAACCAACAACACGGUUUGAGCUCGAAGCAAAUGCACUGAGAUUCGAUCGAUCGAUUCGUCAACGACCCCCGGUAACAAUAAUGCCCCAUUAUCGCGUGACUGUCCUACCGGGGGCGAACUUCCGACGUGCGGCUUUGAGCUGCUUGCGGCGGACAUGCAAUCCGAACGUAUCACUCCUUAUCGCACACGUCCUCCUGGGGGGCUCAACCGAACCGAAUUCAUUGAAUGUUGUUUCCGAUUGUUUGACCAGUGGCUGCCUCUCUGGCUUGCCGUGCGCUUCUUCCCGGUAAGGCCAUUGAGUUGCCCAAUAUUGAAUUGCGCUCAUUGAUAUGCAGCGGAAAGCGGCAUUAAAAUAAAACAAACAAAACGCUAACACAACACACAGGAACAGAGGAAGGUCUUCUUCCCCUUGCCGCCAAGCCCUCUCACAAUGCACCCGCCUCUGCUCGCGGUUUAGGCGUUUCUGAGGAUUGAACGGUAUUUUGCUGGAACAAACCAACACACGGGGUGGGAGACCGACCCGUAAGCGUGUAUGCUUAACGGGCGCUGCUGAGAAGGAAAUGGUCUCUCGCCCGGGCCAGUAGCGGCGAAGCUUUUAGCAUCGAAAAGGUUUCUUUCCUUCCUUCUGUUCGUCUGUAGCUGUGUGUGUGUGUGCGCGCGAGGAACAGUGGCGGCACACUUGACCGGCUCCUUCAUUCCCUUCGUUGAUCCGCGACCGUUGGCACCGAUGACCAAACGGAUUUGACUGGAAACUAUUUUUGAUUAUUCUGUUUUGAUUUCCGUUCGGUGGCGAUGAAAUGAAUUGGCCUGUCUGGUGCGCAUCGCGUUCUAGUGUGAGCGCCUUUAUGCCCCAACACCACACCCUGUUUAUGCUCAAUGGCCACGCGGUCAAAGAUCCUGGAAGUCGUAGUGUCCCUGCUGUGUGAUUGUGCCGGAAGAGUCGUGAACAUCGUGUGUCUGUGUCGCUAAUAUGCUCAAUGUUCUUGGCUUCAAAUAUCUAUCCCGAUCCCGAGUCCGAGAAGGCCAUCAUGGGCUCAUUGGUAUUCUGCAUUCAUCACAAGCAAGGCUGCAAAUGGUCUGACGAGUUGAGGAAAUUGAAGGCACAUCUGAAUACCUGCAAGCACGAUGCCAUCCAGUGCCCGAACAAGUGCGGCUCCCAGAUACCGCGCGUAAUGAUGACGGACCAUCUGGCGUUCACCUGCAUCCUGCGCCGUGCCAUCUGCGAGUUCUGCAACGUGGAGUUCACCGGCAUUGGGCUGGAGGAGCACGCCGGCACCUGCAGCUCGGAACCGAUCUACUGCGAGUCCAAGUGUGGCACGCGCGUACUCCGCGGCCGCAUGUCCAUCCAUCGUGCCAAAGACUGUGCCAAACGUUUGCGCCGCUGUCCGCACUGUGGCCGCGAGUUCUGUGCCGACACGCUGGCCGCCCAUGGCGCUACCUGUCCGCGCAGCCCCAUCCCCUGUCCGCAGCGGUGCGACGCGGGGCCGUUCGCGCGCGCCGAUCUCGAUGCGCAUCUGCGCGACGAGUGCAAAGCGCUGACGGUGCCGUGCACGUUCAAGGAGGCCGGAUGCCGCUUCAAGGGUCCGCGCCACCUGCUGGAGGCGCAUCUGGAGGCGAACACGUCCGCGCAUCUGUCGCUGAUGGUGGCACUGUCGGGCCGGCAGGGACAGCAGAUCAACAUGCUGAAGAGCGCCAUGGCGAAGCUGAGCACCAACUACACCGGCACGCUGCUGUGGAAGAUCACCGACUGGUCGGUGAAGAUGCAGGAAGCGAAGACGAAGGACGGGCUGGAGCUGGUGUCGCCACCGUUCUACACCAGCCAGUACGGCUACAAGCUGCAGGCGUCGAUGUUCCUCAACGGCAACGGGCCGGGCGAGGGAACGCACGUGUCCGUGUACAUCAAGGUGCUGCCGGGCGAGUACGAUGCCCUGCUCAAGUGGCCCUUCUCGCACUCCGUCACCUUCACGCUGUUCGAGCAGGGAACGCUCGGAAGCGGCGGCGGCGGCCAGGGAGGCGUCGCGGAAUCGUUUGUGCCAGAUCCGACGUGGGAGAACUUCCAGCGUCCAUCGACCGAGCCGGAUGCGCUCGGGUUCGGCUUUCCACGAUUUGUUUCCCACGAGCUGCUCAACAGGCGCCCGUUCGUGCGGGAUGACACCGUGUUUCUGCGCGUAAAGGUCGACCCAAGCAAGAUAGUGGCAGUGUAAGAGGGAGCAAAGGCAAAAGAGCAAAAGUCCAAUGAUGUGUACAUAGUAUAGAUAAACUUACACCUGUUUCCAUCUACGUUCGAAUCUAGUGCCGUUUGCAUCGAAUCGCAAACCGCCUGCUUCGAAUCGCAUGCCACUACGAUCGAAUGCGUGCACCCAUGGUUGAAUCGCGUGCCAGUACGGUUGAAUCGCGUUCCACUAUGGUCGAAUCAUAUGCCACUACGAUCGAAUCGUGUGCCGCUACCAUUGGAUUUUUGAAAGCAAGAGCAUAGUAAACUGUUUGUUUACGUUUGAAAGCUGUUUCCUUCUUCGCCGACGGCAUUUCAUUUUUAAAAUACUAAUAAAAGGGAUUUAUUCUCUGAUUAUAGGUAAACCCGACGAAUAUUGGUUGAAACCAAGGAUUUUACCAUCAACAACGAACACCGAAUGUUAGUUGAAAACAAGGGUUUUACAAUCAAGAAGGGACCACGAUAUUCGUCGAUAACAAGGAUUUUACGUGUAAUCAGUGAAAAACUGCCUUUUAUUUGUACUAUUUUACAAUCGAAAUGCCGUCGGCGAAGAAAGAUAUAGCUUGCAAACGUAAACAAACAGUUUACUAUGCUCUUGCUUUCAGAAAUCCAAUGGUAGCGGCACACGAUUCGAUCGUAGUGGCAUAUGAUUCGACCAUAGUGGAACGCGAUUCAACCGUACUGGCACGCGAUUCAACCAUGGGUGCACGCAUUCGAUCGUAGUGGCAAGCGAUUCGAAGCAGGCGGUUUGCGAUUCGAUGCAAACGGCACGAGAUUCGAACGUAGAUGGAAACAGGUGUAUAUGCGCGCACACUCACCCCCACCUCCUUCCAAGAAUCUGCUUGGUCCACCUCAUCCCCAACCACAUUGUACAUAGUUGUCCCGUUGACCCCGUCAGACAGCGUAACAAUCAUCCUCAUCCUCCCGCCUUAGUCAUUCGUGUGGGCCAAAUCGGGUAGUUCUCUCCCGGCGAGAGAAGCUGCUACGCGAUGGCGCACGCACUGGGGAUUGGCCGCAGGGCGCUGGUUCGCGCUCCGUUUCCGUCGGCCGGAAUGGAGCGGGAUACUGCGCCCCUGGACCCAGGGGACAGUCUCCAGGACCGUUUGCUUGUAAGAGAACACGGUGUACCAAUCACACUAAAAACGAAAAUCAGCUUCGAAAUCUCAUAGUUGCUUGUAAGGACACGAACAACGCGUCUACACGGCGUGGAACACUUUAGAAUAAGUCUAGUUGCGUAGGCAAAGCGUAGGCGAGCGAGUGCAAACAGGGGAGGGGAAAAAUCACAAGAAAACAAAUUGUUUCGAUUACUUUGU